CAUCAUGCACGCUCGCCCUUCUGCUUAGACGACGCAACAUCUGCUGCUACAUUUCUCGACUGCUACGCCACAACAACCUUCUCUCACGACGUCAGUCAUGAAGCGAAUUCCGAUAAACGAGUUCUCGGAUCCGCGGCCCAGCAAGCGCCCGAGAAUAGACGCAACUGCACGGCAUACCCCAACGAAGUCAUCUCCAUCCUGCUUCCCUACCCCAGAUGGCUUCAUCACGUCGAGCAAGUCGAGCAAGCGGCCGAAAGCGCGCAUAUACUCGGAAGGCUUCCAAUCGAGCUUCGCUACUAGCUCUAGCGCCAACAAAGAACAGUGCUCUGCGAGAAAGCUACCUUUACCGCUACCCCCACCUCCUUUCCCCUCAACUCCGCCGUCGAAGCGGAAGACGCUGCAACCGCUGAAGCCGUCUUCGCUGGUCAACCCUUUCCAUCGGACGAAUGAUACCCUUCCGUCUCCUGCAACAUCUAGCAAAAAGCCACGCUCGCGCGUCGUGGAUUUGCGAUGUCAAACGCCGAUCAAGUCCGCCCCAAACUUGCACCUACCCAACUUCACUACGCUAACAACCAACACAACCACUCCGCGUCGUCCACCGCCCCUUCCUCCUCCCGUCUCCGCGGCGAAACCGACACCAAAACUCAGACCUGCAGUGGCGCCACCCUUACCCGCACCGAAGACGCCUCCCAAGUUCACGAAGACGAUUCUGACCACAAAUGUCGCGAAGGCGACCGAGUUUGGGACGGAGGCGGGGAACGCGGAGGUGGCGUCGUUGAUGCUGCAGUCGCAUGCGGUGGUCCCGGUGCUGCCGCUGAGUGAGGAGGAGCGCGGGCUGUAUCGGAGUCCGUCGAAGAAGGAUGGGGUGAGGCCUGAGAGGCAUGUUCCAGGCGGGUUGGCUGCACGGGCGGCAUCGCUCAUUGCGAGCACGCAGUCAGCGGUGGCAUUGUGGCAGACAGAUAUGGACAGGCAGAUCACCGGCAGUGCUAAGUCGGCGCCCUUGCGCAAGCCGGUGUCAGCUCUGAGUAGACCGCUAUUUGCUCUGGAGAAGGCGGCACUGUCAACGCCGGUCAAGGGGCUGUCGACGCCAAGGAAACCAUCGUCGACCUCGGCCAAGGCCGACUCUACCACACGAAGGUCUGUGGGUACGCCUGCCAAACCAUUGUCUACGCCAGUCAAACCACAUUCCACUUCGGCGCUGAAGACGCCUUCGACCUCUGCCACAUCUCCCUCUGCCGCCAUUCAACCCCCAUCUGCUACCACCAAGAAGCCCCAACCACGCUUGCACCCCGACCUCCGUCUGCGCAUCAAGCGCAUCGUGCGCGCCCCAGAGCCGUCGAAGGGCGCCUACGCGGGGAACGUGCCGGACAAGUGGAGCGCGGGAAUCGCGGUUUGUGAGGUGGUGGAGGGAGUGGAAAAGGGGGAAGGGAAGGGGAAAGAGACGGUACACGUUCACAAGAAGCGUAAACGUGGAUUCUCUCUCUCACGCGAAGCCUCGACCUCGCAUGGGACCACGGCGAACUCGCACAGGUCUGCAACGAACUCUUCAAAGACCUCCACCCCCAACCUCCUUACCGCCGUCCUCGCCUUCGACGCGCGCGAGCGCGCGUACGACGCCAAGCACCAAGCGACCGCGUACGAUGCCAAACGGCAGGCGGCGCGCGAGGUGCGGAUGCGCGAGGCGACGCGCGCCGUGGUGAGGGAGGCGGCGGCGUUCGAGGUGGGGAGGGAGGUGUGGGUGUGGAAGCCGUUUGGGGAGGCGAGGGGGGAGGGGCGGGGGAUGGAUGGGGAAGCGGAAGGAGCGGGUGGAGGGAGGAAGUCAGGUCAGCUACCUGCUAGACCGCCGGUGCGCAAGCCCCAGCCGCCACCAUUCGGGUUUUCGAGCCAGAGCGAGGGGAGUCAGGGGUCAAGUCAGGUGCAGUCGAGUCAGGGAAAGGAGGAAGAAGAGGAAAAGGGCGAGGAAGGGGUUGGAGAAGAGAUGAUACCCGACAGAACGGUGUUCUGCACGCGGUUUGUCAUCUUGCCGGAUCCGAGGAGGAUGGCUGGGGACGGGUAGUGCUCGAUGCAG
This is a messenger RNA of Schizophyllum commune H4-8, 2068 nucleotides long. RefSeq lists its product as uncharacterized. NCBI's taxonomy places the organism in Eukaryota, Fungi, Basidiomycota, Agaricomycetes, Agaricales, Schizophyllaceae. The record is from RefSeq and is a predicted model, not a curated record. The transcript has 3 exons. Bases 98 to 2056 code for a protein of 652 amino acids.